AUGCAGCUUUCCUCCAUUUCCCACCUCCUCCUCCUCCUCCUUCCAAUUGUUCUCUGCUUUCUACCCUGCCUAACAGCUCUCACUUCCCCACAAGACGUUUCGGCUCUGAAAGCUCUGAAAUCGGCCAUCUCCCCUGCCUCCAUCCCGCCUUGGUCCUGCCUCGCCUCCUGGGACUUCGCCGCGGCCGACCCAUGUUCCCUCCCUCGCCGCACCCACUUCGUCUGCGGCCUCGCCUGCUCCCCUGACUCCACCCGGGUCACCCAACUCACCCUCGACCCGGUCGGCUACUCCGGCCAGCUCACCCCGCUCCUCUCCCAGCUCACCGCCCUCCUAACCCUCGACCUCGCCGACAACUACUUCUCCGGCCCCAUUCCCGCCUCCAUCGGUUCAAUCGCCUCCCUCCAGUCCCUAACCUUGCGCUCCAACUCCUUCUCCGGCCCGAUCCCCGCCGCUCUGACCACCCUCAACCUGCUCGAGUCGGUGGACCUGUCGCGGAAUCGGCUGGAAGGUGGGAUUCCCAAGGGGCUGGACUCGAUGCUCAAUUUGAGGCGGCUGGAUCUCAGCUACAACAAAUUGACCGGUUCCGUCCCCAAACUGCCGCCCAAUUUGCUGGAGCUGGCGGUCCGGGCGAACUCGCUGACCGGCCCGCUGGCCAAAUCGGCGUUCGAGCGGGCGGCCCAGCUGGAGGUGGUGGAUCUCGGGGAGAACUCGCUGGGCGGAACGGUGGAGGCGUGGUUCUUCCAGCUGCCCGCGAUCCAGCAGGUCAAUCUGGCGAAUAACAGCCUGACGCGUGUCGUGGUGCCCAGGGGUUCGGGGAAGAAUGCCGUCGGGCAGCUGGUGGCGGUGGAUCUCGGGUUCAACGAGAUCGAAGGGGAGGUUCCCGCGAAUUUCGCCGGGUUUCCGAGUUUGUCGGCUCUGUCGUUGAGGUACAACAAGCUACGUGGCAGGAUCCCGUUGGAGUACAGCAGGAAGAAGAGCUUGAGGAGGUUGUUCCUGGAUGGGAAUUACUUGAUCGGGAAGCCGCCGGCGGGUUUCUUCGGCGGUGGGGCGGCGGUGGCGGCGGGUAGUUUGGGGGAUAAUUGCCUGGAAGGGUGUCCAGGGUCGUCGCAGCUUUGUAGUCCGUCGCAGAAGUCGAGUGAAGUGUGUAAGCAAGCUUAUGGCGGCAGGAAACCGAGGUCCUAG
This is a messenger RNA of Linum tenue, 1182 nucleotides long. The record is from the annotation of a GenBank genome assembly. NCBI's taxonomy places the organism in Eukaryota, Viridiplantae, Streptophyta, Magnoliopsida, Malpighiales, Linaceae.